Messenger RNA from Gaeumannomyces tritici R3-111a-1, 1393 nucleotides. RefSeq lists its product as hypothetical. Gene Ontology annotation, molecular function: oxidoreductase activity. The transcript is spliced from 2 exons. Gene Ontology annotation, cellular component: mitochondrion. NCBI's taxonomy places the organism in Eukaryota, Fungi, Ascomycota, Sordariomycetes, Magnaporthales, Magnaporthaceae. The record is from RefSeq and is a predicted model, not a curated record. The coding region runs from base 205 to 1278 and encodes 357 amino acids.
GCCAGGACGGCAGGUCAUCAAGAUGGAUAGCACAAGGACCAGGGUUCCAGACAAUGCGACACCAAAAGCUUUGGCCCCAUCAAUGGCGAUUUGGUUCGUCGUCUCCAUCUUCGUUCAUCCAUCCACUUCUUGACAAUCUCAAAGCUCCAGCCGUCAGGUCAACUCGAGCGCCUUCAAGUCCAAAGCAUCACCAACAAACACACCAUGACAGAUAGCACCACCGCACCGCCGACCACCAUGCGUGGCUGGCAGAUCAACGCCGCCGGCCCCCUCACCAAGACCUUGCAGCUCAACGCCGCCAUCCCGUACCCGUCGCAGCCGCUCAAGCAGGGCCAGGUGCUGGUGCGCGUGGCCUACGCCAGCAUCAACCCGGCCGACUACAAGUUCCCCGAGCUGGGGCUGGCGGCGCGCGCGGUGCUCAAGCUGCCCAAGACGCUGGCCAUGGACCUGAGCGGGCGCGUGGUGGCGGCCGGGCCCGGGUCGACGCUCGCGCCGGGCGCCCGCGUCGUCGGCCGCGUCGACCCGCUGCAGUCGGCCGGCGGCGGCCUGGCCGAGUACGUGGUGCUGGAGCGCGACGGCUGCGCGCCCGUCGCCGACUCGGUCCCGCUCGACCAGGCCGCGGGCGCCGGGACGGCGGGGCUGACGGCGCUGCAGAGCAUCGUGCCGAAUAUUGUUGUCGGCGAGGGCGAGGGCAAGGCGGCGGCGGCGGCGGCGGCCCCGCGCGUCUUUCUGAACGGCGGCACCGGCGGCACGGGCACGUUUGCGAUACAGGUGGCAAAGGCGGCGGGCUGCCACGUCACGGUGUCGUGCUCGACGGCCAAGGUGGAUCUGUGCAAGGGGCUGGGGGCCGACGAAGUUGUCGACUACAAGACGACGGACCUGGUCAAGCACCUGCAGGACCAGGGGCCCGUGUACGACCUGGCGGUUGACUAUGUGGGCACCCCCUCCACCUUGUACAAGGCCGCCGACGUCUACCUCAAGCCGGCGGCCAAGUUCGUCAUGGUGGCAGGCGCCCCUGGGCUCGCCGGCGUCUUGGGCACCACGCGCAACAUCCUGCUCCCGGGCUUCCUGGGCGGCGGCAAGCACAAGUUCGAUGUCUACAUGACCAAGAACAGGCACGACGAUCUGGCGCGGCUGGCCAAGUGGAUGGGGGAGGGCAAGGUCAAGACGGUGGUGCACAAGGUGUACCCGUUUGAGGAGACGCCGCAGGCUUUUGAGGAGCUCAAGAAGGGCGCGGCGACGGGCAAGAUUGUGAUUAGGGUGGGCGAGGAGGCUUAAAUUUUGGUUGGUUCAUGGUAUAUAUAUGUAUGUCUGUCCCUUGCGUACAGCAGUAGUAAAUUGGCGAUGCAUGAUCAGCGCCUUUAUUUGCGCAACUACAUAUUUACUAUUCCCA